This is a messenger RNA of Lynx canadensis (Canada lynx), 9674 nucleotides long. RefSeq names its product Fc fragment of IgG binding protein (gene FCGBP). Gene Ontology annotation, molecular function: protein binding. The coding region runs from base 1 to 9417 and encodes 3138 amino acids. Gene Ontology annotation, cellular component: extracellular matrix. The transcript is spliced from 23 exons. NCBI's taxonomy places the organism in Eukaryota, Metazoa, Chordata, Mammalia, Carnivora, Felidae. The record is from RefSeq and is a predicted model, not a curated record.
AUGUGGAUGGCUCGGGCCCAGGAAUCAGCUUGCGGGACUAGGGAGCAGCCAGAACCCGGAUUUCUGAAGUUUCCAGCCGGUUCCCAGGCCACAGCCACCAGCUGUUCUCACACCCCUCUCAGGACCCAGGUGUCCGAGCUGGCCCUCCACCCUUUCCAGGCCUUCAGGGUCCCCAUUCCACCUGGCUCUGGGAUCACCAGCCUCCUCCAGGAAGUUGACACCAUCUUCCUGGCAGAUGGCCCAGGAUCCACUGAACAUCUGAGUCCCCUUGGACUGGCCCUUGGAUCCAACCUGCCUCAGCCUUCCUGGUGCCCAGACAUGGGGUCCCUGCUGAGCUGGUGGACGCUCUGGACCGGAGCAACCCUCCUGUGGGGGUUGACCCAGGGGGUGUCAGUGGACCCCCAGGACCCCAGGGAGGUGGAAUUCCUCGCAGCCUUCCUACAGAACUAUGUGCCCGGGUACAGCCGCGCCUAUCUCCAACUCCUCCUCUCCAGUCUGUCGGACAGCCCUGCCUCAGUCUCCGUUCUCAGUCAGGCAGACGGCACCUCCCAGAAGGUCACGGUGAAGCCCGGCCGGUCGGUCACGGUCAACAUCAGCGCCAAAGCCGAGAUGGUCGGCAGUAACACCUUCCAAAGCGCGGUGGUGAUCCGCUCGGACCGCGCGAUCUCCGCACAGGCCGUAAACACUAAGCCCAACACGGCAGAGCUGACGCGGCUGUGGCCCGUCCGCGCUCUGGGCACCGAGUAUUUUGUGGUCACGCCUCCCGGCGUCUCCUCCAGGCAUGUUAAGGAGUUCGCUGUGGUGGCUGGGGCAGCGGGAGCCUCGGUCAGCGUUCAGCUGGAGGGGGCAGUGACAUUCCAGAGCAAGUUCUACGCAGCGGGCAGUGUCCUGAGCCUGACUCUGAAGCCCUACCAGGUGGCCCAGGUGCAGGGCACAGCUGAAUUGUCGGGCUCAAAGAUCACGGCCAGGAGCCCCGUGGCUGUGUUCUCCGGCCACAGCUGUGCCCAGAGACACACCAACUGCAACCACGUGGUGGAGCAGCUGCUGCCCACGUCCGCCUGGGGCACCCGCUACGUGGUGCCCACCCUGUCCUCCCAGAGCCGCUACGAUCUGGUCUACGUCGUGGCCAGCCAGACCACGAGGCUGACCUACCAGCAGGGGGGCACCACCGGCUCCCGCGGGCUCCGGGCAGGUGAUGUGGCCGAGUUUGAGGUCCGGCCAUCCCUGCCCCUCUACCUGUCCGCAGAUGUGGGCAUCCAGGUCCUGCAGUUUGGCACAGGUGCCGUGAGGGAUGGAGUCACCUAUGACCCCCACCUGGCUUUGAUCCCAGACAUGGCGGCCUACUGCCCUGCCUACGUGGUGAAGAGCAUGCCAGGCACUAAGGGCGUGGCAGUGGUGGUGGCCCGGACGAAGGCUGUUAACGAGCUGACCAUGGAGGGGCGCAGGCUGGGGGCCGAUCUCUCGUGGACAGCUGUGCCAGGCAGUGAGUUCUCGUUCGCCGAAGUGGACCUCGGCACGACUGACAGGACCCACGUGAUUGAGGCCACUACCGACUUUGGGCUGCUCACCUUCGGGCUGGCCCCCGCCAUCAGCUACGGGACAGCAGGUGUCUGCGGUCGAACCGUGCUGCCCCAGGAGCCCUCCUGCCAAGAUGUGCAGUGCACUCCUCAGCAGCAGUGCCAGGUGGUGGACGGGCAGGCCCAGUGUGUGGCGGUCCCCACGGCCACCUGCCGCGCCCAGGGUGACCCGCACUACACCACCUUCGACGGCCGUCGCUACGACAUGAUGGGCACGUGCCUGUACACCAUGGUGGAGCUGUGCAGCAAGGACCAGAGCCUGCCCGCUUUCAGCGUGGAAGCCAAGAACGAGCACCGAGGCAGCCGCCGAGUCUCUUAUGUGGGCCUGGUCACCGUGCGCGCCUACAGCCACUCAGUGUCGGUGGUCCGCGGGGAGGUUGGCUUCGUCCGAAUCGACAACCAGCGCUCACGCCUGCCCGUAUCCCUGGCCGAGGGUCGCCUGCGCGUGUACCAGAGUGGGACGCGGGCCGUGGUGGAGCUGGACUUCGGGCUGGUGGUCACCUACGACUGGGACUGCCAGCUGGCCCUGAGCCUGCCAGAGCGCUUCCGAGACCAGGUGUGCGGACUGUGUGGCAACUACAACAGCGACCCCACCGAUGACUUCCUCACGCCCGACUCGGAGCUGGCGCCGGACGCCGUGGAGUUCGCCAACAGCUGGAAGCUGGACGACGGGGACUACCUGUGUGACGACGGCUGCCAGAACAACUGUCCCUCGUGCACCCCGGGCCAGGCCCAGCACUACGAGGGCAACCGGCUCUGCGGCAUGCUGACCCAGGCCGACGGCCCCUUUGCUGCCUGCCACAGCGCACUGCCGCCCCGGCCCUUCCUGGAGGAGUGUGUGUAUGACAUGUGUGUGCUCAACGGGGACCGGUCCAGCCUGUGCCGUAGCCUCAGCGCCUACGCCCAGGCCUGUCUGGAGCACGGCAUCUCUGUCGGCGACUGGAGGUCACCAGCCAACUGUCCCCUGUCCUGUCCCCCCAACAGCCGCUAUGAGCGGUGCGGCCCCGCCUGCCCGGCCACCUGCAACUCCGAGGCGACGCCGUCCAACUGUUCCGGGCGCCCGUGCGUGGAGGGCUGCGUGUGCCUCCCGGGCUUCGUGGCCAGCGGUGGCGGCUGCGUAGCGGCCUCCUCAUGCGGCUGCAUCUUCCAGGGCCGCCCGCUCGCCCCGGGCCAGCAGAUAUGGGCGGAUGAGCUGUGCCGGCGGCGCUGCACUUGCGACGGCGCCACCCAGCAGGUGCGCUGCAGCGACACACAGGGCUGCCCGGCGGGCGAGCGCUGCCGCGUCCAGGACGGCCUCCUGGGUUGCUACCCCGACCGCUUCGGGAGCUGCCAGGCUUCCGGGGACCCGCACUACGUGAGCUUCGACGGCCGGCGCUUCGACUUCAUGGGCACCUGCAACUACCUGCUGGCCGGCUCGUGCAGCCAGGCCGCGGGGCUGCCCGCCUUCCGGGUGCUGGUGGAAAACGAGCACCGGGGCAGCCAGACCGUGAGCUACACGCGUGCCGUGCGCGUGGAGGCCCGCGGAGUGAAGGUGGCGGUGCGCCGGGAGUACCCGGGGAAAGUGCUGGUGGAUGGCGUCCUUCAGUACUUGCCCUUCCAGGCCGCAGAUGGCCAGGUGCAGGUGUUCCGCCAGGGCCAAGAUGCCGUUGUGCGCACAGACUUUGGCCUGACUGUCACCUACAACUGGAACAACCGUGUGAUUGCCAAGGUUCCCGGCAGCUAUGCUGGGGCCCUUUGCGGGCUCUGCGGGAACUUCAACGGGAACCCAGGUGAUGAUCUGGCCCUGCGCGGUGGAGGCCAAGCUGCCAACGCACUGGCCUUCGGGAACAGCUGGCAGGAGGAGACGAGGCCAGGCUGUGGGGCAACCGAGCCGGGUGACUGUCCCAAGCUGGACUCCCUAGUGGCCCAGCAGCUGCAGAGCAAGAAGGAGUGUGGGAUCCUUGCCGACCCUGAGGGGCCCUUCCGGGAGUGCCACAGCAAGCUGGAUCCACAGGGCACUGUGCGUGACUGCGUCUACGACCGCUGCCUGCUGCCGGGCCAGUCUGGGCCAUUGUGUGAUGCACUGGCCACCUAUGCUGCUGCAUGCCAGGCUGCCGGGGCCACCGUGCACCCCUGGAGGAGUGAGGAACUUUGCCCUCUGAGCUGCCCACCCCACAGCCACUACGAGGCAUGUUCCCGUGGCUGCCCGCUGUCCUGUGGAGACCUCCCAGUGCCUGGGGGCUGCGGCUCCGACUGCCACGAAGGCUGUGUGUGUGAUGAGGGCUUCGCACUCAGUGGUGAGUCCUGCGUGCCCCUGCCCUCGUGUGGCUGCAUAUACCAGGGCGCCUACCACCCGCCAGGCCAGACCUUCCACCCUGGCCCGGGGUGUGAUUCCCUGUGCCGCUGCCAAGAGGGCGGCCUGGUGACCUGUGAGCCCUCCACCUGUGGCCCGCAUGAGGCCUGCCAGCCGUCCGGUGGCAUUCUGGGCUGCGUGGCCGUGGGCUCUGCCACCUGCCAAGCAUCGGGAGACCCCCAUUACACCACCUUCGACGGCCGCCGCUUCGACUUCAUGGGCACCUGCGUGUACGUGCUGGCUCGGACCUGCGGGACCCGGCCGGGCCUGGAGUCGUUUGCCGUCCUGCAGGAGAAUGUGGCCUGGGGCAAUGGGAGAGUCAGCGUGACCAGGGUGAUCACUGUCCAGGUGGCUAACUUCACCCUACGGCUGGAGCAAAAUCAGUGGAAGGUCACGGUGAACGGUGUGGACAUGAGGUUUCCCGUGACGCUGGCCCAGGGCCGGGUCCGUGCCUUCCAGCACGGCUCGGACGCUGUGAUUGAGACCGACUUUGGCCUGCGUGUGGCCUACGACCUCGUAUACAACGUGCGGGUCACCAUCCCAGGCAACUACUACCGGCAGCUGUGUGGCCUGUGUGGGGACUACAAUGGUGACCCCAAGGAUGACUUCCGGAAGCCAGACGGCUCACAGGCAGGCAACCCCACCGAGUUCGGCAACUCAUGGGAGGAGGCGGUGCCAGGCUCUCCCUGCCUGCCGCCACCCACCUGCAAGCCCGGCGGGGACUGUAACUCGGACCUGGAGUGUAGACCUGAGCUGCAGGAGAAGUACCAGCAGGAGAAGUUCUGUGGGCUCCUCACCAGCCCCACUGGGCCGCUGGCCGCCUGCCACAAGCUGGUCGAUCCCCAGGGUCCCUUGCAAGACUGCGUCUUUGACCUCUGCUUGGGCGGUGGGAACGAGAGCAUUCUCUGCAGCAACAUCCAUGCCUACGUGAGUGCUUGCCAGGCGGCCGGAGGCCACGUUGAGUCCUGGAGGACCGAAUCGUUCUGUCCGAUGAAGUGCCCCCCCAACAGCCAUUAUGAGCUCUGCGCAGAUACCUGCUCCCUGAGCUGCUCGGCACUCAGCGCCUCCCCACUGUGCCCGGAGAGCUGUGCCGAGGGCUGCCAAUGUGACUCUGGCUUCCUCAGUAACGGCCAGGCCUGCGUGCCCAUCCAGCAAUGUGGCUGCUAUCAAAACGGCAUCUACUACGAGCCGAACCAGGUGGUCCUCAUCGACAGGUGCCAGCAACAGUGUGUGUGCCAUGCCGGAAAAGGCCUGGAAUGCCAGGCCCACAGCUGCAAGCCAGGGCAGGUGUGCGAGCCUGCAGGAGGUGUCCUGAGCUGUGUCACCAAAGGUGCUGGGCUGGGGCUGGGCCCCGUGGGGCUGGGAACAGAGGAUGGGGACUCUGGAGCAGCGGGAGCCCCACAAGUUCCUCUCUCCCUGUCUCCAGACCCGUGUCACGGUGUGACCUGUCGGCCACAGGAGACGUGCCAGGAGAAGGAUGGGCAGGGUGUGUGUGUACCCAACUACGAGGCCACGUGCUGGCUGUGGGGCGACCCGCACUACCACUCCUUCGAUGGCUGGGACUUCGACUUCCAGGGCACCUGCGACUAUGUGCUGGCAGCCGCCGGCUGCCCGGGGGUCAGCGCCCAGGGCCUGACCCCCUUCACCGUCACCACCAAGAAUGAGAACCGGGGCAACCCUGCUGUGUCCUUUGUGAGGCUCGUCACCGUGUCUGCCCUCAGCGUCAACAUCUCCAUCCACAAAGGCGAGAUCGGCAAAGUCCGGGUGAACGGUGUGCUGACAGCGCUGCCUCUCUCUGUGGCCAAAGGGCGGCUCUCAGUGACCCAGGGCGCGUCGAAAGCGGUGCUGGCAGCCGACUUCGGGCUUCGGGUCACCUAUGACUGGGACUGGCGAGUGGAGGUGACGCUGCCUAGUAGCUAUCACGGCGCCGUGUGUGGGCUCUGCGGGAACAUGGACCGCAACCCCAGCAAUGACCGGGUCUUCCCGAAUGGCACCGUGGCCCCCUCCAUACCGGUCUGGGGUGGCAGCUGGCGAGCUCCAGGCUGGGACCCGCUGUGCUGGGAUGAGUGUCAGGGGUCCUGUCCAACGUGCUCUGGGGACCAGCUGGAGGAGUACAAGGGCCCUGGCUUCUGUGGGCCCCUGGCCCCUGGCGCGGGAGGCCCCUUUGCUGCCUGCCAUGCCCACGUGGCUCCCGACAGCUUCUUCAAGGGCUGCAUUCUGGAUGUCUGUCUAGGCGGUGGGGCCCAUGACAUCCUCUGCCAGGCCCUGGCCGCCUAUGCUGCUGCCUGCCAGGCCGCCGGGAUCGUCAUUAAGGACUGGAGGGAGCAGGCCGGCUGUGAGAUGUCCUGCCCGGAGAACAGCCACUACGAGCUCUGUGGCCCACCCUGCCCAGCCAGCUGCCCGUCCCCCGCGCCCCCCACGACCCCAACGCCAUGUGAGGGCCCCUGUGCCGAAGGCUGCCAGUGUGAUCCGGGCUUCGUGUUGAGUGCUGACCGUUGCGUUCCCCUGGACGGUGGUUGUGGCUGCUGGGCCAACGGCACCUACCAUGAAGCUGGCAGUGAGUUCUGGGCCGAUGCCACCUGCUCCCAGAGGUGCCACUGCGGGCCUGGGGGUGGCUCAUUGGUCUGCAAGCCUGCCAAGUGUGGGCCGGGUGAAGAAUGUGCCCUGCUGCCCUCUGGCCAGCACGGCUGCCACCCUGUCAGCACAGCUGAGUGUCAGGCCUGGGGUGACCCCCAUUACAUCACCCUGGAUGGGCACCGAUUCGACUUCCAGGGCACCUGCGAGUACCUGCUGAGUGCGCCUUGCUCUGCACCACCCAAGGGUGUCGAGAACUUCACGGUCACUGUAGUCAAUGAGCACCGGGGCAGCCAGGCCGUCAGCUACACUCGCAGCGUCACCCUGCACAUGUACAACCACAGACUGACCCUCAGUGCCCGCUGGCCCCGACAGCUGCAGGUGGACGGCGAGCUCGUAGCACUGCCCUACCAGCUGGACUCGCGCCUGCGCGCUUACCUGAGUGGCGCCGACGUGGUGGUGACCGCCGCCACCGGGCUCUCUCUGGCUUUCGACGGGAACAGCUUCGUGCGCCUGCGCGUGCCGGCGGCGUACGCGGGCGCCCUUUGUGGCCUGUGCGGGAACUACAACCGGGACCCAGCCGACGACCUGCAGGCUGUGGGCGGGAACCCCGCAGGCUGGCAGGUGGGCGGCGCCGAGGGCUGCGGGGAGUGCGUGCCCGGGCCGUGCCCGCCCCAGUGCACGCCCGAGCAGCAGGAGCCCUUCGGCGGCCCGGACGCUUGCGGCGUGAUCUCGGCCCCCGACGGCCCGUUGGCGCCCUGCCACCGCCUCUUGCCACCGCAGCACUACUUCAAGGCCUGCUUGCUGGAUGCCUGCCAAGCCCAGGGCCAUCCGGGAGGCCUCUGCCCUGCCGUGGAGGCCUACGUGGCAGCCUGCCAGGCCGCGGGGGCCACGCUCGGCGAGUGGAGGCGGCCGGAUUUCUGUCCCCUCCAGUGCCCUCCCCACAGCCACUACAAGCUCUGCGGUGACUCCUGCCCCGUGAGCUGCCCAAGCCUCUCUGUGCCCGAGGGCUGCGUGCACACCUGCCGGGAGGGCUGCGUCUGUGAUGCCGGCUUCGUGCUCAGCGGUGACACCUGUGUGCCCGUGGGCCAGUGCGGAUGCCUCCACGAGGGACGCUACUACCCUCUGGGCGAGUCCUUCUACCCAGGCCCUGAGUGUGAGCGGCGCUGCGAGUGCGGGCCAGGUGGCCAAGUCACUUGCCAGCAGGGCGCGGCCUGCGGACCCUACGAGGAGUGCCGAGUGGAGGACGGUGUCCAGGCCUGUCACCCUACAGGCUGUGGCCGCUGCCUGGCCAACGGGGGCAUCCACUAUGUCACCCUUGAUGGGCGUGUCUAUGACCUUCACGGCUCCUGCUCCUACAUCUUGGCCCAAGUCUGCCGCCCACAGCCUGGGGACGAGGACUUUGUCAUUGUGCUUGAGAAGAACGCGGCUGGAGAUCCCCAACAGCUGGUGGUUACUGUGGCUGGCCAGGUGGUGGUACUGGCACGGGGGCCAAGGGUCACCGUGGAUGGCGAGGCUGUGGCCCUGCCUGUGGCUGUAGGUCGUGUGCGGGUGACCGCCGAGGGCCGGAACAUGGUUCUGCAGACAACCAAGGGACUGCGGCUUCUCUUUGACGGCGAUGCCCAUGUCCUCAUAUCUAUCCCCAGCCCCUUCCAUGGCCGGCUCUGUGGCCUCUGUGGGAACUUCAACGGCAACUGGAGCGACGACUUUGUCCUGCCCAGUGGCGCCGUGGCCCCCAGCGUGGACGCCUUUGGAGCCGGGUGGCGGGCGCCCAGCUCCUCCCAGGGCUGUGGCGAGGGCUGUGGGCCGGGCGGCUGCCCCGUGUGCUCAGCGGAGGAGACGGCGCCCUAUGAGAACAUCCAGGCCUGCGGUCGGGUCCGGGACCCCCAGGGCCCUUUUGCGGGCUGCCACGCGGUGCUGAACCCCUCUGAGUACUUCCGCCAGUGCGUGUACGACCUGUGUGUCCACAAAGGCAACACCACCUUCCUCUGCCGCAGCCUGGCCGCUUACAUGGCGGACUGCCAGGCGUCCGGUGGGGCCGUGAAACCCUGGAGGACAGACAGCUUCUGCCCGCUCCAGUGCCCUGCCCACAGCCACUACUCCACCUGCACUCGCUCCUGCCAGGGCUCCUGUGCUGCUCUCUCCGGCCUCACGGGCUGCACCAGCCGCUGCUUUGAGGGCUGCGAGUGUGACGACCGCUUCCUGCUCUCGCAGGGCACCUGCGUCCCUGUGCAGGACUGCGGCUGCACCCAUGACGGCCACUACUUGCCGGUGAACUCCUCACUGCUGAGCUCAGACUGCAGCAAGCGCUGUUCCUGCUCCUCGAGCACCGGCCUGACGUGCCAGGCAGCCAGCUGCCCGCCAGGCCGCAUAUGUGAAGUCCAGGCUGAGGCCCGGGACUGCUGGGUCCCCCAAGGUCUCUGUUCCCUCUUGGUGGGUUCCAACCUCACCACCUUUGAUGGGCUCCGCAGAGCAGUCACCUCCCCUGGCAUCUAUGACAUGUCUUACCGCUGCCCGGGACUACAGAAAACCAUCCCCUGGUACCGUGUGGUCGCUGAUGUCCAGACUUGCCGUGGCGGAGUUGAAGCUGUGGGCCAGGCUCACAUCUUCUUCCAGGAUGGGCUCGUGACUGUGAGCCCAAAGAAGGGCGUGUGGGUCAACGGUCUCCAAGUGGCUCUCCCAGCUGAGGUAUUAACAUCUGUGUCCGUGCGUCAGAACCCCGAUGGCUCUGUGCUAGUCCAGCAGAAGGCAGGGGUCCAGGUGUGGCUUGGCACCAACGGGCAGCUGGCCGUGAUGGUCAGCAGUGACCAUGCUGGGAAGCUGUGUGGGGCCUGCGGAAACUUUGACGGGGACCAGACCAAUGAUGGGCAUGACUCCCAGAAGGCGACAUUGGAGAGCUGGAGAGCGCAGGACUUCUCCGCAUGUCACAGCUGAUCAGCCAUCCACCAGGAAUGAGGACUUCAGGACCUGACCCUCCUGGAGACUGAAAUAAUUGGAGAGUGCACAGUGUCCCUGUGUGCCCCUACCCUAUUCUACCCCUUCGAUGAGCCACUGAGGCCAACUGUGAAAGCACUGAAUAAAUAUCUUGGGCUAAACUGCAUGCUGAUGUGUGUGUCUUAUGCCUUCUCCUCCAUGACUCUCCUUCUUGCACAGCAGCUGUCAGAUGCCUGGGGCAUCUGGCACACAAUGAA